ACUCCCACUCAGUUGUUUUAUUCAUCGAGGCUGUUGUACUCUCAUAUCGUUUUAACAAGUGGCAUAAACCAGAGACAUAGAGGAAUCAUCUGGACUGAACACAAAACAUGUCAAAUACUGCAAAUUUUCAUGCUUCUGGAACAAACCACUGGGGUGGCCCGAGUGCUAGUGGCUCGCUGGGAACAUCACUGAGUGACACCUUUGGACAAUCGAGGACACAUUAUCAAGCUGGAUACAUGAUGUCUGCCGCGCAAAACAGCCCUUUGUCACAAAGCAGUCAACGCGUCGACGAGAUUCCAACGAUACAGACCAAAGCCAAGCUAAAUCAUGGUCUCACUCGCGUACCUAACUUUGGCAUGGAAUCUAUGUUCGAAGGCAAAAGACAACGACAAGCGAUUGCUGACGAAGAUGCACCCCCUACCAACUCCAUAAACGAGAUUCCUCAAGAGUUACCUUUCUAUGCUGAGAGAGGUGUACCAAGAAACGUUGCGAUGGACAGCCCUUUCAAUGGCUCUACGUCUCGGUCGCCCACAGCCCCUCAACAACACCAAACCCACUAUAUCAUCGUUUUUGGUUAUCCUCACGACAAGUACAACGUGACAGUUGACUAUUUCAAGUCUAUGGGCGAUGCUACAGACCCCGAACCAAACACAGAGAUUGUGAACUGUUUUCGAAUUGGUUAUAGAGAUCCUGGGGAAGCCCUGAGAGCUGUGCGCAGAAAUGGCGAAGUUCUUUCUGGCAGCUGGAUGGUGGGUGUGAAGUGGGCGGACCCAGCACAAGCUGAGGCAAUGCUUGGGCGCUCGUCGGGGUUCGCUUCCGUCUUCUCUUCACCACCUGCCGAUUAUUUCCCGUCGCAAGGUUCCUCUAAUUCCAUGGCAGUCGAUACUUCUCCUCAAAAAUCAAACUCUAUCGCCACACCUGCGGUGGGGACGCCAAUCAGACUUGCACCAUCUGUCGCAGCGUUCCGUAAAGGGGGAUCGAAUCUUUCACCAGCACCAAAGCAACAGCAAGGUGGUGCCCAAGGCACUCCCCUGGCACCAGGGGCAAAUAUGCCUAGUGCUCUUAAUGGCCAAUCUCCUUCCAAAGGGAUGAUAGGACAGGUGUCUGAUCUUAUCUUCGGAUGGUGAGAGUUUACCACGAGAUUUGCUUGGGCUAGGAGGAUAUUCCGCCUAUUACUAUAAACUAAAUAGUUGUAGCUG
Molecule: messenger RNA, 1199 nt
Organism: Serpula lacrymans var. lacrymans S7.9
Lineage: Eukaryota; Fungi; Basidiomycota; Agaricomycetes; Boletales; Serpulaceae
Exons: 6
Coding region: 108-1127 (339 amino acids)
Biological process (GO): nuclear pore organization; NLS-bearing protein import into nucleus; regulation of DNA-templated transcription
Cellular component (GO): nuclear membrane; nuclear pore central transport channel; nuclear pore nuclear basket
Molecular function (GO): structural constituent of nuclear pore; single-stranded DNA binding; phospholipid binding
Source: RefSeq, a predicted model, not a curated record